Molecule: messenger RNA, 2604 nt
Organism: Melitaea cinxia (Glanville fritillary)
Lineage: Eukaryota; Metazoa; Arthropoda; Insecta; Lepidoptera; Nymphalidae
Gene: Dpp10
Product: inactive dipeptidyl peptidase 10
Exons: 16
Biological process (GO): proteolysis
Molecular function (GO): dipeptidyl-peptidase activity; serine-type peptidase activity
Source: RefSeq, a predicted model, not a curated record
ACUUUGUUUCAGAAGCUGGUAUCAGGCGGUCCGAACCAACGGAACUGGCGAGGUAUACUCAUCGCACUGUUAGUGAUCAUAGCUGUCCUGGCUUUGAUUGUCACAUCUGUGGUGCUAUUAACACCACCAGAUGAAGGGCCAAGGGUUAAAGGCAGACGGCUCAAGAUACAGGACCUGUUGACUAAUGAGCUGGUGCCUGCUCGGUGGAAUGGAACGUGGAUAUCUGGAGAUGAAUUCGUGUAUAAGGAUUCUUGGGGUGCGAUCGCUCUCAUGUUCGCUGCUAAUCUAACUUCGAAAAUACUUAUGCCCAAUACUACAUUUAGAUCACUAGAACCAGCCUCCUUCUCGCUGUCAGCGGAUCGUCGGUUCCUUCUGCUUGCGCAUGCCCUGCACAAAAUACACCAGUACUCUUACCUCGCCCGGUACACCGUCUAUGAUAUACUUACCACGGAAUCCUACCCUCUAACGCCGUUACCUGACGACGUAGGAGGGGGAGUUAUCACUGAAGGUCCACUGCUCCACCUCGCUAUGUGGACCCCGAAAGGCCACGGACUCAUUACUGUAAAGGAUAAUGACAUCUUCUACCGUCCAGCACCGAGAUCCUCGACCGGGUAUAGAGUUACUGACACGGGUAUACCCGGAAGGAUAUUUAAUGGAAUACCAGAUUGGCUUUAUGAAGUUGAAAUUCUCAAAUCUCGAUCUGCUUUAUGGAUGUCAGCAGAUGGACAUAUGGUUUUGUACGCUACAUUCAACGACAGCUUGGUUCAUGAACAGAAAUACCCUUGGUAUGGCGCUGCCUUGGAUACCGAUGAUCCAGCUAAGACGUACCCGGAGAUCAGAAGUGUGAGGUAUCCUAAGCCGGGUACAAACAACCCCACUGUGAAGCUCACUGUUGCAGACAUUGCGGACCCCAAACACAUCAGAACGAGACAUCUCACGCCACCCAAAAUGAUACUUGAACAGGGGGACUACUACUUCACAAGCGCGCAAUGGGUAUCGGUUACGGAAGUUUGCGUCGUGUGGCUCACUCGUGUACAGAACUUGUCUGUGGUUUCAGUGUGCAAGAGUCCUAUGUGGUAUUGUCAAGAGGUAUACCACAUAUUUUCGGGCACAGAAGCGUGGGUAGAAUCUGCCCCAGCGCCUUUGUGGUCGUCAGGUGGAGGCGCCCUAGUUACAUUAGCACCAGUGAGAGAUGGUCCCGCGGGACUAUUCCGACAUGUAGUGCGUGCGGAACACAAUUCACACGGACCGAGAGCUUUACCACUCACACAUGGAAGUUUUGACGUUGUUAAACUCUUAGCGUGGGAUCAUGCAAACCAACACAUAUAUUAUUUAGGUAUACCAGAAGGUAAACCAGGGCAACAGCAUCUGUAUAGAGUAUCGUCAGAAGCUCCCCGCCCGGGGACGCCACAAAAGCUACCGUAUUGUGUGACUUGUAACUCACAGCCCUCACCAGCUAUCAAUCUUGAGUUUUACGGUAACCUGGCGUCAUCGGGUGACAGCACUUGGGAUAAUGAUUGGGAUGAGGAGAUCCCCGCCACGUCACCAGCCCCAUCGAAAAAGAAGAAGAAAAAACAACCUGAAAAUUUACCUCAAAACCUGCCAUGCCUGUUUCACGACGCCUACUUCAGUCCAUCUUCUACAUACUUCGUUCUGGAGUGCUUGGGACCAGGCGUGCCAACGUCUAGCUUACACAAGAUCUCGCUGCCUGAGCCCCGACUGUUGAUGCAUCUUGAGAAUAAUACAGCAGUGAAGGAAAGGCUAUCAGCCAUAGCGUUACCGACUCCACGGACAUUCUCAGUACAACUAUCGAGUGGUCAAGCUGCCCGAGUGCGUUUGCUCCUACCUCCAGGACUGCGGGAGGACGAGGUCACUAAAUAUCCAUUAGUUAUGAAGGUACACGGAGCGCCAGGGAGUCAGCUGGUGACCGAGCAGUGGUCGCUGGACUGGGGCUCGCUGGCGGCGGGCGCGGGCGCCAUCCUGGCGGCGGUGGACGCGCGGGGCGCGGGCGGGCGCGGGCUGGCGGCGCUCCACGCGCUGCACCGCCGGCUGGGGAGCGUGGAGCUGAGGGACCAGCUGGAGGUUGCUGAGUACCUGCGCGACUCGCUCCACUUCGUGGACGCGCGGCGCGUGGCGGUGUGGGGCCGCGCGCACGGCGGCUUCCUCGCGGCGCUGGCGCUGGCGAGCCCCGCGCGCGUGUUCCACUGCGGGCUCGCCGUCUCGCCCGUCACGCGCUGGCGCUACUACGCAUCAGCGUACGCGGAACGCUACAUGGGCUUCCCAAACGCAACUGGCAACUAUCGGGGUUACGCUGACGCUGACGUCACCAAGCAAGCUGCGGCCCUUCAAGAUAAAAUGCUGUUACUGGUGCACGGCACCGCUGACGACGACGUGCACGUGCAGCAGACUAUGGCGCUGGCGAGGGCGUUGUCCGACCGGGGCAGCACCUUCAGACUACAGAUAUACCCAGAUGAGGGUCACAGCCUGGAAGGUGUGAAGAAGCACUUCUACCGUACCUUGUCUUCGUUUCUCGAUGACUGCUUCAAGAAGCAAGUACCGCCCGAGACCAAGGCUGGUUUGCGAAACGGCGGAAACCUCGACUGA